CCUAGGAUAAGAUAAUUGAAUGAAUAUCCUCAAUAUCCUGCGCUGGCGGGUUUUUGUAGUGUAAUUUGUACAAGUGCAGGGUGCACUCAAUAAAAUACAAUAAGGAUUAAGGUUAAGGAAGAGGAAAAUUGUGGAUCAUCCUGAAAAUAUUUAGAGAAGAGAUUAUCAGACAGUAAUACUACGUACGUGCGUGCAGUUAGUAUACUGUUACUAGAAAUGGAUUUUAAAAUGAAUGAAUAUACCCAUGCACUGGUUGGUAAAAUAACCACUGGGCUCCAAGGAUUCGGCAAGGAUGUGGAUCCCAAAGAUGUACGGCGCCAGCACGAUUGCUUCGUACGACUAUUGAAAGAACUGAAUAUAGAAGUGAUUGAAUUAAAUCUUGAAGGAACAAUCACAGAAAAUAUUUUCCUUGACGAUGUGGCAGUGAUUUGUCAUGGAAUAGCCUUGUUGCUUAAGCCGCGAAACGAAGCUGAGGCGCGUAAUUUUAAGAUUUUGAAAGAAGUGCUCAAGAAAGACCUGGGACAGAGUAUAGUGGAGCAAGAUGAAUCUGAUGCGGUCAUUUGUGGAUCAGAUGUCCUUUUCACUGGUCGAGAAUUUUUUGUGGGUAUUUGUAAAACUACCAAUGAGGCUGGAGCUAGUUUGCUGGCCGAAACAUUUCCCGAGUUUCCAUGUACUCCGAUAAAGAUGUCCAAAGGAGCUGAACAUCUCAAAAAGUAUAUAACCGUUGCCGGCGAUGACGUGCUUUGCGUGGGCGCGAGCCAGGAAGCAAAAGAGCUGCUGAAGAGAAUGGAACGGGAGGCUAAUUUUUCGUAUCAAACACUGUCAGUCCCAGAAGACGAGGCUGCAAACUGUCUUUACGUUAACGGAACGCUCGUGCACAGGGCCAUUGAGGAGAUCCCUGAAGCGUUCAAGGUGUUCUGUGAGAAAAUUGAUUUUGCUCGACGUUCUAUAUGCCUCUCGGAACUGGCCAAACUAAAAGCCGAUCUCAGUUCCUGCUCGUUAUUGGUGAGGAAAUUCUAAACUAAUGAUGCAAUAUUACUAUCAUAUAAAGGCAAUUCCACAAUGUCUAUGUGUUCAGUGGUAUAAGAUGCUUCCAAACUUGCUACGGAAACCGAUUACAUUGAAAGUAAAGAGUUGUAAUCUAAAAUAUUAUUUAAUUAGCUUCGCGUUAUUUUAUUUAUCAGAAUCACCAUUGCUUAAAGCAAAAUGGUGUAUCUUUAUUAAUUAAUGUAAAUUUGUUUCAAUUCGAAUUUAUUAGUAAUUGACUCUUUCUCUAUUGUCAUAUAUUUCUAAUAUUUACUAUUCAACAGCAUGUUAUUAAUUAUAAAUAAUACUUAAUAAUGAUUCGCGAUGUAAUUUUGGAAAUAUUAUUCAAUUUUGUCGAUUUGGUUUUUAUAAUGUAUGUUUCUUGUUUUGUAAACUCACACAUGUAAUGUUCUGAAUGUAUCAGAACCUAUUUUACUUAAUAACUUGAAUCUCCAUAGACACUGAUAAAUUAUUAUUGUAAUUCGAUAUUUUAAUCAAAGUGAUAUUAUUACUACGAAGCUUCUUCAAUAAAAGUACAAGAUUUAUAAUAAUAAUAAUUAUUAAAAUAGUUUGUUGAUAUUAGUUUAUACCUGACUGAUUACAAUAUUUCUUAUACCUGUUAUUAAUGUUAUUAUACUAAUAUAAUAUAUCGUUUCCAUUGUAUCGGAAAAAUUAAGUAACCUUUGAGAUUUUAUACUGUGUUUUAUAUAUUUAAGUGAAGUCUUAGAACUUAUAUAUAUUUCUAAUAGCAACAACCCGUACCUCAUUUACAUUCAUUCCUUAGUUUUGCAAGACUGAUUCUCGAAUAGUCCUUUUGGGAAGUAAUUUUUUUGUAGGUUGACCCAAUUAGAACGAAUGGAGCUAAUUUAUUUAAAAAUAAUUACUGUUUUAUACUUCGCGAUAUGUAACGUUGUAAUUGUCUUCGCUGCCAAUUCAAAGAUCAAAUUAUAUUCAUCAAACUCACAGUUAAUAACACAACAUUAAUAAUAUUAACAGACCUGUGUAAUUAUUGGUUUUCCAUUCAACGAAAACGAGACUUGAAAAUAAUUAUAGAACAUUUAUAAACGCACACAUUGGUGUAAACAUAUUAUGUGUAUUAAUUCAAAAUGUGUUAAAAUUAGUCAAAAACAAAUUAAAUUCGUCAUCAAGUUUAUCCAACAGAUGACGCUACUGUGUCGUUAAUUUAUCUAUGGUUUCAACUUUUUUUUUUUACCUAAUCCUUGGUGGUCUAAGCGGCAAUACCAACUACGCAUUUACUGAGUCUUAACAAUCUUAAAGUGUAAACAAUAAUUAAUUAGCAAGAAAAUCUUAACUCUGUGAUAGCAUUUCCUUGACUUCAAAGUA
Molecule: messenger RNA, 2370 nt
Organism: Bombyx mandarina (wild silkworm)
Lineage: Eukaryota; Metazoa; Arthropoda; Insecta; Lepidoptera; Bombycidae
Product: N(G),N(G)-dimethylarginine dimethylaminohydrolase 1
Biological process (GO): positive regulation of nitric oxide biosynthetic process; arginine metabolic process
Molecular function (GO): dimethylargininase activity; amino acid binding
Source: RefSeq, a predicted model, not a curated record